Messenger RNA from Brassica oleracea var. oleracea, 2000 nucleotides. Its product is annotated as MLO-like protein 8. The record is from RefSeq and is a predicted model, not a curated record. Gene Ontology annotation, cellular component: membrane. Gene Ontology annotation, biological process: defense response. Bases 1 to 1806 code for a protein of 601 amino acids. The transcript has 15 exons. NCBI's taxonomy places the organism in Eukaryota, Viridiplantae, Streptophyta, Magnoliopsida, Brassicales, Brassicaceae.
AUGUUGGGAAUCAACGGCUCUUUGCUUGGGAGGAUGAUCUGUUUCUGUCUCUGGUGGUUCUUUGCUUCCACGGUGGUGGUGGUUGUUACGGCGUCGGAUGAGAAGACAGUGGUGCAGAGAGAGCUUAAUCAGACGCCCACUUGGGCUGUUGCUGGUGUCUGCACCUUCUUCAUCGUUGUCUCCGUUGUUCUUGAAAAGCUGAUUCACAAAGUUGGAACGGUUCUAUGGGACCGUCACAAGAAAGCUCUUCUCGAUGCCUUGGAGAAGAUCAAAUCAGAGCUGAUGGUGCUUGGAUUCAUCUCAUUGCUUCUUACAUUCGGAUCAAGCUACAUUUUGAAGAUUUGUAUCCCUUCGCAUGUUGCUCACACCAUGCUCCCAUGCCCUGCUCCUGCUCCCCUUGAAAAGGAGGAAGAUGAUAGAGGAGAAGGCCAUAGGAAGCUCUUGUGGUUUGAGCACAGGCUCCUAUCAGAAACAUCUUCCACAAAGUGCAAAGAGGGUUAUGAGCAGCUUAUCUCCAGCGAGGCGCUUCAUCAGUUGCAUAUACUCAUAUUCUUCUUAGCUAUUUUUCAUGUUGUUUACAGCUUCUUGACCAUGAUGCUUGGGAGGUUAAAGAUUCGAGGAUGGAAACACUGGGAGAAAGAGACAUCAUCCCAUCACUACGAGUUUUCUACAGAUACUUCUAGAUUUAGGCUCACACACGAAACGUCUUUCGUGAGAGAGCACACUAGCUUCUGGACUAGGAUUCCAUUCUUCUUCUAUGUAGAAUGUUUUUUCAGACAAUUUUUCAGAUCUGUCGGAAGAACAGACUACUUGACAUUGAGAAAUGGAUUCAUAGCUGUUCAUCUUGCUCCAGGGAGUCAGUUCAACUUCCAGAAGUAUAUUAAAAGAUCCUUGGAGGAUGAUUUCAAGUUGGUCGUCGGAGUCAGCCCUGUCCUGUGGGCAUCUUUUGUCCUUUUCCUACUCCUAAAUGUUGAAGGCUUCAAGAUCUUGUACAUCGGAUCUGCACUGCCGGUUAUCAUAAUCUUAGCUGUAGGGACAAAGCUUCAAGCCAUCAUGACAAGGAUGGCUCUUGGGAUCACGGAUAAACACGCAGUGGUUCAAGGAAUGCCACUUGUACAAGGCAACGAUGAGUACUUCUGGUUCCGUCGUCCCCAGUUGAUUCUCCAUCUCAUCCAUUUCGCCUUGUUUCAGAACGCGUUUCAGAUCACAUACUUCUUCUGGAUAUGGUAUUCCUUUGGGAAAAACUCUUGCUACCAUCCUGACUUCAAGAUCGCCCUUGUAAAAGUAGCCAUAGCUCUUGGAGUCUUAUGCCUUUGCAGCUACAUCACACUCCCUCUUUACGCACUCGUUACUCAGAUGGGUUCACGGAUGAAGAAAUCUGUAUUCGACGAACAAACAUCAAAGGCGCUCAAGAAAUGGAGAAUGGCCGUGAAGAAGAAGAAAGGCGGGAAAGCUAGCAUCACCACCAAGAGACUAGGUGGAGACGGAAGCGUGAGCCCUACGGCAUCAACGGUUAGGUCUUCUCUGUCCAUAAGGUCAUUGCAGCGCUACAAAACCACAGGGCAUUCGAUGAGAUACGAAGGACUUGACCCUGAAACAUCGGAUCUCGACACAGACAACGAAGCUUUGACUCCGCCAAUGUCUCCAGCCAUGCCAGCGGCUCAAGGUAUUGAGCUUGCGGUGAAGGUUGAGCAAGAUAAACUAGAGACCAAGACUGGUGAGACUAGCCGUGACGGUGAAAAUCAUUCCAAGGAGUUCUCCUUUGUCAAGCCUGCACCGCGUAAAGAACCAUCGCAAGACCGGUGAGACUAGCCGUGUGACGAUGAUAGUGUUUCCCAUAUAGUUCUAGUUUGCCAAGCCUCUCUUGAGUUUAGAGCAAUUGCAGUAAAGAGUGGUUUACUGAGGAUAUUUAUUUAUCUAAAUGCUUUUGUAAAUCAAUGCCGUGGUGACGAAGUAAAGUAUUGACGACCAUAUUUAUUAAGUAAGGUUUUUGUGUUUGC